ACGACCCCUUCAAGCUACCACGUGUCAAUGAAAAGAACUCAAUCCAGUACAAAUCGCUGACUGUACUCUCUGCUGAAAUCACAGUUCGUUUUAGGUUUUUUCAUUGGUUCUGAUAUACACCAAAAUCCUGCCAUAAACAAUGGCUGAAGAAAACUCUACUGCAGACUUUAACAUGGAAGCUGGUAUCCAAAAUCUAGCAACGUCAAUGGCGGAUCAAAACACUGAAACCACAAAUCCUAAUUCUGGACUAAACCCUGAAACCCUAAACCCUAAUUCUGAACAAAGCCCUAAGCUUGAACCUACUCCAAACCAUAAUUCUGAAGAACAGCACGGCGUGAAGAGAAAGAACGACGGCAAGGAAAACUCCGAUUCAUUCUGGAAAACUAGUCUUUGCUCAUAUUUCAGAAGGCACGCUCGGGACUGCAGGCAUGGAGAAAAUUGCAGGUAUGCUCACAGUGAGCAGGAGCUAAGGCCUCGACCAGAUAAUUCAUGGGACCCCACCUCUGAACGGGCCAAAAGGCUAAAGAGAGAAAAAGAGCUUGAUCUUAACCCUUCUGAAGAUCCUGAAGGUCUUUCUGGGGUCACAGAUAGCAGAACUGCGUCCUUGAGUAAGUGUAUCAUUAAUAUCCCAAAAGGAUGGUUUGCAGGCAGAUUCAAGAGGCUUCUUGAUGAUCUGGAAUUGCCAUAUUCAAAUGCUAAAAAGAAAAAGGGUGCAAGUGUUGGGUUCGUUACAUUCUCCAGUGAAGAGUAUGUCAUGUUAGCUACAGAGAAAUUGAAUGGGCAUACUAUAAACAAACAGCAAUUAAAGGUUGCAGAUGUUCUUCCACGCUCAUGGGAGAAGCAAAAAGCUAAACAAGUAAUUGAAGAAGAGAGAAAUCACCAACAUGUGGAUGAUUCUGAUGCAUCAAACUCUCAAACACUGGAGACUGAGGAACUUGGUGAUGGAAAUACUAUAGACAACCAAAAUAUGGUUACUGAUGGAUCUAUUGUAAAGACAAGGAGUGUCUGUGAUGAACUUGGUGAUGGAAAUACUAUAGACAAUCAAAAUAUGGUUACUGAUGGAUCUAUUAUAAAGACAAGGAGUGCCCGUGAUGCUGUGACCCCUCUUGCAGAUAUGCCCUAUGAGGAGCAACUAAAUCAGAAGAAAAAUUCUGUAAUGCAGAUCCUUAAAAAACUGGCUCGGAAUGCCCGCAAGGCAUGUCCAAGUGAAUUGGCACUCCCUGAAUGGAUUCUUUCUGCAAAGGAAAGAGGUGGACUUGCAUGUCAGUUUGAGGGUAUUCUUAAUUCACCUGUUGUAAAUGGGUAUCGCAACAAGUGUGAGUUUACUGUUGGCCAUUCAACAGAUGGUGAAAUUGCAGUAGGCUUCCUGCUUGGUAAUUUCAGGGAGGGAUUGACAGCUGUUGAAGAACCCACAAAGUGCCCAAAUGUUUCAACCACUGCUUGCAAAUUUGCAUCAAUCUUUCAAAACUUUGUGCUGUCAUCUCCAUUACCAGUUUGGAACAAGUAUCAAAACAGAGGUUUUUGGCGACUUUUCACUGUUCGAGAUGGACGAGCCCCAAUCCAGGUUUCUAACUCAGAAAAUGAACAGCCUAAUAUUGCUGAGGUUAUGCUUAUUGUGCAGAUUUGCUCGGCAGGUGUUGAGGAGAAGUUAAAGUCAAGUGAAUUCAAGAGAAUGGCUCAAGAACUUACAGUCGCAGCAGCAACAGCUUCUCCACCACUUCCACUCACUGCCCUUUUUGUGCAGGACCACUUGGGUAUUUCCAAUGCAGCACCUGCAGAUGCUCCAUUGUUCCCAAUACAUCUACCUAAGGUUGUGGCGGGUAAGAUUGUAGAGGGUGAUUGCAGAGAACCUGUAGGCCAAAUUCAUGAUUACAUAAAUAGUCUUUGCUUCCGUAUAUCACCAACUGCUUUUUUUCAGGUUAACAGUCUUGCUGCCGAAAGACUCUAUUCCCUGGCUGGUGAUUGGGCUCAGCUUAGCCCUACAACACUUCUUUUUGAUGUAUGCUGUGGGACAGGCACAAUUGGUUUGACACUAGCUAGCCGUGCUGGCAUGGUUGUAGGAAUUGAAAUGAUUGCCCCUGCUGUCGCAGAUGCUCAAAGGAAUGCAGAAAUUAAUGGUAUAAAAAACUGCCGGUUUGUUUGUGCAAAGGCUGAAGAUGUGAUGGAAUCCUUGCUGAAAGAGUAUCUUGAUAUAACAACACAGACAGAAUCUGAUAUCAAAGCAGAUAUCAGUGAGAAGAGCAAUGAUAAUAUGACAAAGGAAUGCUCCAGUCAAUCUGAAGAACAAAGGUCCGAUUCUUCAGUGCCUAAAAAUGUAGAAGAUAAUAAUGUUGAUAAGGAAUGUGAAGAACUUGAUAACAAAGGCACCAGCUCUUUAGGUAUCUCUUCUCAGACAAAUGGUGAUUCUGAAAUCAAGAAGGAUGAUAGUGCACCAAAGCAGUUUAAUGAUGUUGUUGCCAUAGUUGACCCACCACGUGCUGGUCUACACCCUACUGUCAUCAAAGCUCUUCGCACUCAUCCAUGCUUGCGACGCCUUGUCUAUAUCUCAUGUAAUCCAGAGACAUUAUUAGAAAAUGCAAUUGAACUUUGCACACCAUCAACUGAGAAAAAUGAGAAAGGGAAGGGGAAUACACGAGGGUUCAGACAUAUGAGCAACUUAGGUCAUGCUAGGCAGCGUGCCAAAUCCAUGCCUAUGUCAGAAGCUUUCCGCCCAGUAAAAGCGAUGGCUGUAGAUUUGUUUCCUCAUACACCCCACUGUGAGGUGGUAAUGCUGCUAGAGAGAUAGGAUCUGAAUUUUCUUAGUGAAAUUAUUUAUGUUCUAUAUGUUGCAUACCCAUGGGCUACAUGGGUUGUGAAUGGCAAUAAACGUAAUCACAGUCUACUUCAGAAGAAUUUUGGCCUAUAAGGGCAUUUGCUCAUAAUCCUUACUGUGAGAUGGUAAUGCUGCUGAAAGAGAGUAUUGGAAUGUUGCAAAUAUUCUUAGUAAAAUUUUAUAUCCUCUAUAGAUUGCAUUUCCAUCCAUACCACUGGCCAUUGGACAAUGUUUGGUAUAACUUUUUGUGUUACUGCCCAAUGCAGGGUUUUUUCCCUUUACUUUUUGGAUACUGUAUUGCAAUUUAAUGAAUAAUAUAAAAUAACUUUUGUGCUUAA
Cryptomeria japonica (Japanese cedar) is the source of this 3150-nucleotide messenger RNA. Its product is annotated as zinc finger CCCH domain-containing protein 24. The transcript is spliced from 15 exons. The record is from RefSeq and is a predicted model, not a curated record. Gene Ontology annotation, molecular function: nucleic acid binding; metal ion binding; RNA methyltransferase activity. Gene Ontology annotation, biological process: RNA processing. Bases 140 to 2785 code for a protein of 881 amino acids. Lineage: Eukaryota; Viridiplantae; Streptophyta; Pinopsida; Cupressales; Cupressaceae.